ACACCGCGCACCACACUACGCACACGGGUUUACAAACCAAGGCGCGAUGUCAUCAAGCGCAAUGCGCUGUGUACAGAAUGCAGGAGCGGCGUUGAGAGGCGCUACGCUUUGUUUUGUGACCACUACGCUUGGGCGUGAGGCUGUCCAAUUCUCGGCUAUAAAACAGCUUGUCCGAUCUGCCCGCUUGUGACUCUGACCCCAAGCGACGCAAAAUCAUCACCGACGACUCUGUGCGUUUGAUCCCAGCACACUAAUCGCCUGCAAUUCCCGAACGCAUCAGUAAUUAGUCAAGAUGAAGAUGCAGACUUUUACAAGCACGAUUGCAGGUGUGGUAUUCUGCUCAUUCCUUUUGGCAUCUCCUCAAGCUCAAGCGGCACCUCUCUCUGGGAGCGCGACUCGCUUAGUCGCUCGAGCCCCCUGCCACGACCUGAACCCUCAGUCUGCUGUGGAUGACCCAAUCAAGCAACUCAAGCAUUGGUUCAAGCUCGAGACCAUUAGCCACGCUGUAGACAUCUUCUUUGGCACGAGCAUGGCUUCUUUCGACCCUGCGACGAGCCAGCGCAUCAGCAUGAAAGCAGAUAACGGCGUCACUUUCCCCGCCAUCACGUUGUCCGCGAACCCGGGUAGCGACAGCGACCCAUCUUUGACCGGUCUGAAUUUUGGAAACAUGUUUGGCGUCACCAAGCUGCUCAAGCGUCAGCGCUUCAUCCCCGGUCACGGCAAGAGCACUGGUGGGAAUGGCGUCAACACCUACUCAGUGACUGUUGCCCAAAGCGAAUGCAAGGACGCAAAUGGCAAACCGUGCGACAAGCGAUUCGGAUUCAACGGAUUGACGCAGUAGAAGUCUCAGUCGCGGUUCACAAGCGCUUCUAUCUCUUUGAAUGCGGCUCG
This is a messenger RNA of Ceraceosorus guamensis, 891 nucleotides long. RefSeq lists its product as hypothetical. The record is from RefSeq and is a predicted model, not a curated record. Bases 293 to 841 code for a protein of 182 amino acids. The transcript is spliced from 2 exons. Lineage: Eukaryota; Fungi; Basidiomycota; Exobasidiomycetes; Ceraceosorales; Ceraceosoraceae.